This is a messenger RNA of Dioscorea cayenensis subsp. rotundata (Guinea yam), 980 nucleotides long. RefSeq names its product 60S ribosomal protein L10. Gene Ontology annotation, cellular component: ribosome; cytosolic large ribosomal subunit. The transcript has 2 exons. NCBI's taxonomy places the organism in Eukaryota, Viridiplantae, Streptophyta, Magnoliopsida, Dioscoreales, Dioscoreaceae. The record is from RefSeq and is a predicted model, not a curated record. Gene Ontology annotation, biological process: ribosomal large subunit assembly; translation. Bases 118 to 789 code for a protein of 223 amino acids. Gene Ontology annotation, molecular function: structural constituent of ribosome.
GUUUGGUCUAGGGCACCGACUCUCGGAGUCUAUAAAAGGGCUGGUGUUGUGGUUUUCUUGUUCCACCUCUUUUCAUUCUUCACGCGGCGGCGAAACCGGAGAGGGAGGAAGAUCGUGAUGGGUCGAAGGCCUGCUCGCUGCUACAGGCAGAUCAAGAACAAGCCUUAUCCCAAGUCUAGGUACUGUCGUGGUGUUCCUGACCCGAAGAUUAGGAUCUAUGAUGUGGGUAUGAAGAAGAGGGGCGUGGAUGAGUUCCCAUUCUGCGUCCACCUAGUGAGUUGGGAGAAGGAAAAUGUGUCAAGUGAAGCACUUGAGGCUGCUCGCAUCGCUUGCAACAAGUACAUGACCAAAUCUGCUGGAAAGGAUGCCUUCCAUCUUCGUGUGAGGGUCCAUCCUUUCCAUGUUCUUCGGAUCAAUAAAAUGUUGUCAUGUGCUGGAGCUGAUAGGCUCCAGACUGGUAUGAGGGGUGCCUUUGGAAAGCCUCAGGGAACUUGUGCAAGGGUGGAUAUUGGGCAGGUCUUGUUGUCAGUGAGGUGCAAGGACAACAAUGGUGUUCAUGCACAAGAAGCUCUUAGGAGGGCUAAGUUCAAAUUCCCUGGCAGGCAGAAGAUCAUUGUGAGCAGGAAGUGGGGCUUUACAAAGUUCAGCAGAGCUGAUUAUGUCAGGUGGAAGGAAGAAGGUCGAAUUGUUUCGGAUGGAGUUAACGCUAAGCUUUUGGGAUGCCAUGGACCUCUGGCCAAUCGACAACCCGGCAAAGCCUUCAUGACUGCAGUCUCGUCCUCAGCUUAGAAAAGCUAGUUUUCUAUUGGUUUUCUGCAUAAACUCUUGUUUUUGUUUAUUCAAGACUUGUCUAUUUGGUUUAUGAAUUUGAUGGUACUGUUUGUUUUUGAUACAUAUUCCUUCCAGACUUGUGGAAUUAUGUUUUUAUUUAAUAUCAUUUUGCCAUGAACGUCAAUGCUAUAUGGGAUUGUUUGCUUGAA